Cylicostephanus goldi is the source of this 228-nucleotide messenger RNA. The record is from the annotation of a GenBank genome assembly. Lineage: Eukaryota; Metazoa; Nematoda; Chromadorea; Rhabditida; Strongylidae.
AUGGAUGGCAUAAACUUCUCCGUUGCAAAUCUACUGACCCUGGAGACUAUGUUUGAUGUUGUGCUGGCUGGAAACAAGUAUGGCAAUCCUAUAGCCAUCGGUCAAGGAUCAGUCAGUCAGGUGAUUCGAUGUAAUAACAAAGGGAAAUGGGUUGCACAAGUGGGCCCUGGAAAGUGGAUAAGAGUUAAGGAUGCCUUCUGUUAUCUGAAACCCGAGUUCGAUUUUUGA